Cannabis sativa is the source of this 627-nucleotide messenger RNA. RefSeq lists its product as uncharacterized. Lineage: Eukaryota; Viridiplantae; Streptophyta; Magnoliopsida; Rosales; Cannabaceae. The record is from RefSeq and is a predicted model, not a curated record. The coding region runs from base 1 to 627 and encodes 208 amino acids. The transcript has 4 exons.
AUGGAUAUCAAGGCAGCUUUCCUUAAUGGGAUUCUUGAAGAAACCAUCUAUAUGGAGCAACUAGAAGGUUAUAAGCUUCCAGGACAGGAAGAGAAAAAAAUGACUAGCAUUAAGGAAUUACUUGACACUCAAUUUGAAAUGAAAGAUUUGGGUGAAGCUGCUUAUGUUCUUUGCUAUACCGACUUAGAUUUCCAGGCUUGUCUUGAUGACAGAAAGUCUACAUCUGGAGUAGUAUUUACUCUUGGGGGUGGAGCAGUUGUAUGGAGAAGUGCUAAGAAAACCGCAAAAUCAGACUCUACCAUGGAGGUUGAAUACAUAGUUGCCGCUGAAGCUGCUAAGGAACUAGUCUGGCUAAGAAAGUUCUUCUCAGGACUUGGUGUUGUUCCUAGAAUGGAAAAACCACUAGUUUUACUUUGGGACAACACUGGUGCUAUAGCCAACAAAUCAUUUAUUCUCUUCUUGUACCAUUUUGAGGCUUUCAGUUAUUUCCCUCAUUUGAGACAUAAGAGUAGGUAUCUGGACUUGAACGUCGAUCUCUCAUUCUUCCAAAUUUGCCAUGGUAUUCGAUAUGUGUCCCUUGCUCCCGAUUCAGUUUUCCAGGGCCCCACAGUGGGCGCCAAAUUGUAG